CAUCAACACGAUGCACUUCUCAACAUCAGACGGAGCGGCCAUGGUCACAGACACGGCUACGGCCACGACAACCCGUCAAUCACUAAAGUUCCUGUUACAUUGCUUCUCCGCCACCGGCCAUGUUUUGCCAAUGCAAGCCGUCGCCAGGGAGCUAGUUGAGCGUGGCCACGAAGUCGCUUGGACGACAAUAGCGCCGCAGGAACAGCGAGUCCUUGCAUCAGGGGCAACCUUCGUCGCUGCAGAGGAAGUCGUAAAAGUAGAUGGCAAUUUGGAGGGCGCCGAACCCAAAGAUAUGGCUGAGACGGCAGAGAUCAUGUUUCGAGGGCGUGUCACGGCGCAGGUCACUGAUAUCCGCCGUGUCCUCAAGACCUUCAAGCCCGACUUUGUUCUCAACGACGCUCUGCCUCAAGGCGUUGCAGCGCUCUACGAGCUAGGCGAGAUUCCUCAGUAUGCAACUCUAGGGGUUGUUCCGUUGUAUUUGCCAGAUAUAGGGCCCGAGCCCAUCGAGCAUGCUGCUCAAUCUGCUUUGGGACUGCUCAUCAGUCAACCACAACUGGUGCUGCCUACAAUCAACCCGGAGAGAGAGAAACUUGGACUGCCUGCCCUCAAAGUCACGGACACAUAUUCUUACAGUCCUUUCCUGCACAUCCAGGCUUCGUGUCCUUCCCUGGAAUUCCAAAAGGGCCCCGAGCCUAUUCUUCCCCAAGCUCAGUAUGUCGGACCUCUGGUUACGCGUCUUGCAGGUGCAAGUGUUGGUGUGCCAACAUGGUGGCAAGACAUUCUCGACGCCAAGUCCAUCAUUGGAAUCACGCAGGGCACAUUUGCCAUGGACCCAACCUCACUCAUUAUACCCGCCAUCAAAGCGCUUCAGAACGACAAGAGCCAUUUGCUGGUUGUGCCUUCAAAACUCGCCGACGAGAUUCGCGACAAGGUUAAGGUCGAAGAUAACGUUCGCAUUGCGGACUGGGUUCCCUAUGACCUCCUCCUUCCACGCUGCCGCCUUCUCGUAACGAACGGUGGAUACGGUAGCGUGACGCAGGCCCUUUCACACGGCGUUCCUCUUGUCUGCGCCGGAACUUCGGAAGACAAGAAGGACACAGCUGCGCGGGUAACUUGGGUUGGUGCAGGUAUUGAUCUGAAGACCGACACUCCCUCAGUGGACCAGGUUCGCGAGGCGGUUCACAAAGUACUCAACGAGACAAGCUACAAGGAGAAUGCGACUAAAAUUGGAAACGAGCUCAACGCACAAGGCGGUGCCAAGAGGGCGUGUGAUUUGUUAGAAAAGGCGGCGGUAAAGCUAAGCUCCUCGACGGGAAGAACAUAGAGACAAACCCGGGCGAGGAAAAGAGUAAUGACGUAGAUCCUCUCCAAGAAUUGAUAGUUAAAAAUCCGCGCAGUGACAGGCUGACAGCAAAC
Messenger RNA from Colletotrichum phormii, 1416 nucleotides. Its product is annotated as MGT family glycosyltransferase. Bases 11 to 1324 code for a protein of 437 amino acids. The record is from RefSeq and is a predicted model, not a curated record. Gene Ontology annotation, molecular function: UDP-glycosyltransferase activity. The transcript has a single exon. Lineage: Eukaryota; Fungi; Ascomycota; Sordariomycetes; Glomerellales; Glomerellaceae.